AUGGUCGAGUCAGACGCCUCAGUGCAUAUUACGGUUGAGAAUGUGACGAUUGAACUUCUCACAAAAAAACGUUAUCUUCUUCUUCUUUCUCUCAACCAAAAUGCGCCGCGGACUCCCUCUCCUCUGAUUUCUCACCGUCGUGCCGACACAGUGCCGCUAUCAGUUAUCAUCUUCGUUCGUCACCGUACUUCCAUUUCGCUCUUCUCCGAUCCGUCUUCAAUUCUCACCUCUGAUGCUUUGCUUCAGGCUUUGCACUCACCAUCACGGACUCGAUCGUUUCGAAACAGGCGGUUAUUAUAUGUGUUCUUGCACUUGAGAGAUGUAGGGAGAUCGAAUAGAGUAUUCAGAGGCUUUAGCUCGCUUGAUUAG
Molecule: messenger RNA, 369 nt
Organism: Vicia faba (fava bean)
Lineage: Eukaryota; Viridiplantae; Streptophyta; Magnoliopsida; Fabales; Fabaceae
Source: the annotation of a GenBank genome assembly